CCGGGCAGCGCGUCGGCCGGGGCCGCGGGACCGGCGGGCGGGGCUGGGCCUCGGUGCGAGGGGAGGAGCCCAGGCCGCCGCCGCCGCCGCCGCCGGAGGGGAGCAUGUCCGCGAGCCGCGCCAAGAAAGUGAAGAUGGCCACCAAAUCGUGCCCCGAGUGCGACCAACAGGUUCCUGUUGCAUGUAAGUCAUGUCCCUGUGGUUACAUAUUUAUUAGCAGAAAACUUUUAAAUGCAAAGCACCCAGAGAAAUCACCACCUUCAACAGAGAACAAGCACGAGGCCAAGAGGAGGCGCACAGAGAGAGCCAGGAGAGAGAAGAUGCACCCGACAGGAAAUAAGGACUUAGAAAACAGAAAGAGGUCCCGGAGCAACAGCCACUCAGAUCACAGCAGGCGAGGCCGAGGAAGACCUAAGAGUGCAUCUGCCAAAAAACACGAGGAAGAAAGAGAAUGUGUUCACACGUCCUUCGGGAUUGCAUCAGCCAAGCCUCAGACAGCGUGGGCUCUCCGGAGCCUCCUGAGGCCUCGGGAAGGGCCGCGCUGGCCUCCUGUCCCCGCACCCGGGCCCCGCUGGGGAGCAAAGCUGGGCUGGGCUGCUCGGGCUUUCCUUGGCUCCCAAGGAGAUUGUCAGUGUUUUGUGUUCGGGAUAUAAGCAAGUGUAUUUACAAAAAAAAAAAAAAAAAAGCAAGAAAAAAAGCUGGAUGACGGUUAAAGGGGUGGGGAUGGGAGCAGAAGUAUGAAAACGAGGGAAAUAAAAUGCUUGGUAAUUUUCAGGUUUGCCACCAGAGAUGCAAUAUUUUAAAUACUUUGAGAAAGAAUGACUUUUAAAAAUAUAUAUUUCAGAUUUUCAGCACUAAUGGAUUGCAUAUAUACAGUUCAUUUACUUUUAACGAUUUGGCAGUUGGUAUUUUAUUGAAUGGGGAAUUAACAUAAAUUGUAAAUUUUGUCUUAAAUUGAUUUUUUUCUUGGCCUUUAUUUUUAUGACUGAAGGUAUGAGUUAUAUUUUGGGAGAUACUUUCUAGACAGUUUGGAAGUUUGGGUGCUAUAUUAAGAAAAACAUUUAAAGUUAUCUGAUACUUCAGAUAUAAACACCUUGUUUUCCUGAAUGUAAUUUAUUUAUUGGUUAUGAAAAAAUACUUUUCUGCUCUCGAGAUGGUGCUUGUUAACCUAAACAUUAAAUAUAUUUAUUACAUGCAAAAUAUUUCAUAUCCACUUUUAAGCAGUAAUGUUUUAUCUGAAUGGAUGUUCAUUUAAUGCAUCCUGAUAAUUAUUUAAAUUGUUGCUUAAUCUCACUCUGGAAAAAAAAUAAACCUUAAUAUUUAAACGAAUAGAUUAUAUAAUAUUACAAGCAUAUUGUUCUAGUGGAGUUUGUGAAAUAUAUUUAAAUUCUUAAUUUUCCAGUGUUAAAUGCUAACCAUUUAUAAUUGUUUCAUUUUAUAUUAAAUGCUUUUGUAGUUUUGCAUAUCGAUUUAAUGACUAACAUAUUCAGACUUGACAAGAACUCUUCCUAUUUUAAACCUACCCCUGGGCCAACUCCGUUUGGAAGUCCUACAGCCUCAUUAGGGGAGGCAGGCGGCCGCAGGCUUAGCCUCCACAGCAUCCUCCGCUGCACCCGCAUCUCCUCUCCCCGCAGCUCCCCAAAGAAAGAGGCUGUGGCUCGGCUUUGUUUUUACUCUGUUAAGUGGUAGCCAGCAGAGGGAGCUUAAGAGACACCCCAGCUCGGACCUAUAAUUUCCUAAGAAGUCCUUUCCCUUCAACCUCCAUAUUUAUCUGCAGGUACUAGUGCAGUUUUCUUGUGUGCAUUUUAAAGCCACAAUAAUAAAGCCCUAGAAUAAUUCUUAUUCCUGAGAAUACUAA
This is a messenger RNA of Pipistrellus kuhlii (Kuhl's pipistrelle), 1858 nucleotides long. RefSeq names its product chromosome unknown C16orf87 homolog (gene HDIP1). The record is from RefSeq and is a predicted model, not a curated record. The transcript is spliced from 4 exons. Bases 105 to 653 code for a protein of 182 amino acids. Lineage: Eukaryota; Metazoa; Chordata; Mammalia; Chiroptera; Vespertilionidae.